CGCACGCAUGCCACCUCUACAUCCACGACCGACAUGACCCCGCCAUUCUCCUCGGCCGACCACGCACGGCCUCCCGGAAUAUACACGCUACUACUACCACUGCUUCUAUUGCUAUGUCACGCGACUACUACCGCGGCGAUGACGCCGACGCGAAAGCUCGCCCUGAGGGAGGAAGCGAGGACGAUGUUUCGCCAUGGGUGGGAUAGUUACUGGGAGAUUGCGUUUCCGGAGGAUGAAGUUAAACCCCUUACGUGCAUCCCGCACCACCGCGACCGCGCGAACCCGAAGGACAUUGGCACGAACGAUGCGAUGGGAGAGUUCUCGCUCACCGCGAUUGAUGCACUGAGUUCCAUGGCGGUUAUGGCGGCGAGUGAUGAGGUGGAGGCCCAGAGGUUCUGGGAGACGGCGGAGGAGCUGGUGCGGAUCUACUGGUAUAAUAAGCCGAAAGACCAGGAGUCGGACAGGAGGAACGCGUCGUCGUCGUGGGGUAGGUUUCAAGGCAGGCACAGGAAUACGCGCGGGUUCGAUAUCGAUGCAAAAGUGCAAGUGUUUGAGACUACGAUUCGCGGGCUGGGGGGACUGUUGUCGGCACAUUUAUUUGCAAUUGGAUCGCUCCCAGGAUUGCCGAAGGAAUUUGAGGGGAAGACGAAGACGGGAUUUGUUUACAACAACGAGCUACUGCACCUUGCGGAGGACCUGGGUCGGCGACUACUCCCCGCACUGACGAAAUCGCCGACGGGAAUCCCGUACCCACGGAUCAACCUCCGUCACGGACUCCCGCACGGCAUCAAGAACCCACGGUACUACAACCGGAUCCUCGGCUGUCCGCAGUACCACCCUGAUCCGGACAGCGAACCCGAGCAUCCGUCUGAACGCUUCUGGCGACACCCAAAUCCAAAGUCGAUAAAACGGGAGCGGCCGGACGAGGAGAUUACCGAGACGUGUACUGCGGGCGCGGGCUCGCUCGUGCUGGAGUUUACUACGUUGUCGCGGUUGACGGGAGAUCCGAGGUUCGAGGAGGCGGCGAAGAAGGCAUUCGACGCGAUCUGGAGUCGGAGGUCUGCGAUUGGUCUCGUUGGCGCUGGGGUGGAUGCCGAGAGCGGACUGUGGACAGGCGCGAACUCGGGGAUCGGCGCGGGGGUGGAUAGCUUCUUCGAGUACGCGUUCAAGAGCUAUGUAUUGCUAGCGGGUAAUGCCGACGAGAGCUACUUUCUGGACGUGUGGGAGAAGGCGCGCACCGCGCUCGAGCGACAUGUGCUCGUGCGGGAACCGGCGACGUGGUGGAACAAUGUGCAUGUCAACACUGGUGUGGGGAUACAAGGCGGGGCGUGGAUCGAUUCGCUGGGCGGGUUCUUUGCCGGGACACUGUCGCAAGCUGGUGGUGCCUCGGAAGACGACGAUGCUCUAGAUCUAGCGGUCAAGGGAAAUCUUGUCUAUUCUGCGCUGUGGAAUCGAUACAAUGCCCUUCCAGAACGGUUCAACACGCGACUCUCAACGAUCGAAGGUGGCUUGUCGUGGUAUCCAGGUCGUCCGGAGUUUGUUGAAUCAACCUAUUUACUCUACCGAGCCACUAAGGAUCCCUUCUGGCUUCAUGUGGGCGAGAUGGCGAUGCGCGAUUUGAAGCGCAGGUGUUGGGCGAGAUGUGGUUGGGCGGGCCUGCAGGAUGUCCGCACCGGCGAGAAACAGAACCGGAUGGAGAGCUUCUGGCUGAGCGAGACGUGGAAAUAUUUGUUUCUCUUGUUCGAUGAAGCAAAUCCUUUGCACACCCUCGAUGCACCUUGGGUAUUCACCACCGAAGGGCAUCCGAUCAUCCUGCCACGUCCAUCCUGCGUAGUUACCUCCUCUUCGCCCCCACCCCCGAGAACGUGUCGCGCUCCGCCGACGUCGUCCAGCUUUUUCUCUACUACCGCGUCUCGUCCAGAUCUAUUCCACGCCGCUUACUUCACCAAGCUGCACCUCUCACAGAUCCCCGACUCGACCGUCUCCUCCUCCGACCCGGGCGAUCUUUAUGUCUCACCAACGAACUCCACCUUCUACCCAUACACUCUCCCGCUUCACCUGAUACAACCCAACGCCACUAGCGCCCCACUCCCUACCCGCGAUUCGCUAGAACUCCUCUUCCCCGAAGGCUUCGCGGCUCCCAACGGAGUGGCCACGUCCACGAUCCUCUCCCGUUUCACCCCCAAGAUUCAACGCGUCCCCAACGGUGUCCGGAUCCUUUCGCUCAACGCGUUACGCCUCUCCCUCAUCGACUCGACCGACACCGAGGCACUGCGUAUCAACAAAGUCAGCGGCAUCCACCUCGGCCGUGAAGAGCUCGUCUAUAUCUCGCGCGAUCUCAUUGACGGUAUCAAAGACACCAACUUCGACGUCGUCCCGGACACCGAAGUCCUGGAGCUCCACCUGACCUUCCAUGCCGUUCCCUCUCCGCAGGGCAACAUCCUGCAUGACCUCCUGAGCUUCCUCAACCCCACCGCCUCCUCAUAUCUCUCCUCUCUGAGCAAAGACUACGCUAUCCCAGCAGUCAUCUCUCGCGGCGAGGGCGCAACCCCAAUCUCGGACUUCGACGCCGCCGAUAUAUUCAUUUCCUCCUCGACCGCCUGCUCCGGUCCCCUCCCCUACACCGCCCCAAUCAUCGUCGUUAAACGCGGCGGCUGCACUUUCGCCGACAAAAUCGCCAACAUCCCCGACGACCCCAGCGUGCGUCUCAUAGUUGUCGAGGAUUUCCUUGCCGGCACGGGGGUGGAGGGGGUUGUUGCGCCGGUUGUCGACGGGAUUCAGCGGAACGUUCGGGGACACCGCACGAACCAGGUGGGACUCGUCAUGGUCAGGAGUGGCGUACGGUGGUGGGAAGUCGAGAGUGUGGCGGUUCGCAAGAGGGUCGGCGUCAGGGUCCAGGGCAGGGAGGUGAGUGGGUUGGUCGUGGAUUAGAUUGUAGAUGAGUUUUUUUCCUUUUCGCUUGGAUAUUGGAUAUGCACUGUGUUGCAUUUAACGAAUGGAAUGAUAUGGAUUCGAUUUUACGAUGUUGUUCCAGUAUUGGUGCCGGUGAUGGGCUCGGUGUAUGCCCCUACCGGCGAUUUCUGCAGAGCUGC
Molecule: messenger RNA, 3092 nt
Organism: Tricharina praecox
Lineage: Eukaryota; Fungi; Ascomycota; Pezizomycetes; Pezizales; Pyronemataceae
Product: glycosyl hydrolase family 47-domain-containing protein
Exons: 4
Coding region: 34-2931 (965 amino acids)
Biological process (GO): mannose trimming involved in glycoprotein ERAD pathway; endoplasmic reticulum mannose trimming; carbohydrate metabolic process
Cellular component (GO): endoplasmic reticulum; membrane
Molecular function (GO): mannosyl-oligosaccharide 1,2-alpha-mannosidase activity; calcium ion binding
Source: RefSeq, a predicted model, not a curated record